GACAAAGCAUCGUCACCUCACCUCAUGAUAUCACGACACAUUCCUUUUUACCGAUACAUCUUGAGCAGUAAGCUUCGGUUUUGAUAUAUAUCGGAUACGUACAGUAUAGUACAAUACCAAUUACUGACGCUAAUCGACAGGUUAUGAACUUCAUUGUCACUCAGCUCCCAAGGAAUCUAAAUCCAUCUAAAAUGAGCUUGAAGGGCACCAAGUAGUGCAUUGCUGUGGAAUACCUACCUCUAUCUUUGCCACCUACAUCUACAUCGUUUACUCCCCCAUACAAUACAAUUACAAAACUCUUGUUCGUUGUUUAGCUCCAAAGAAGCAUUGGCAAAUAGGCGCGCUGAUUCACUCGUGCCCUGCUAUUCUCAAUGUCUUUCCAGAGUAACGUACCAGGUGCCUCCCCGUCAGAUAAUUCUACGGCCGGGAAUGGAGCGGGAGAUGAUUUAAAUCUUAUAUUAGAGGAAAGAGACGGCGAAGAAGAGGAAGAAAACGCAGACGAUGACUAUGCCGAAGAGCAUGCUGAGGAUGAUGACGAUGAUGAUGACGAUGACGAUGACGAUGAAGUUGGCUUUGAUGUGCAAGUUGAGAUUGAGGACGAUGAAGACGAAAGUGCCACCCCAGCCGAUCAUACUACUCGAACACGAUAUCUUCUACGGGUGUUGGCCGCCCACCCGGAUGUUCGGAAUAUCAUACGCUUUACCACUGACCUCGAUGAGGACGAGCUCGCCUUGUGGCCCCGAAGGCGAAGGAGAAGUACACCCGAUCCAAAUAGGUUCCCUAAAGUGCCAAGCGUUGCUGGGGAAGAACUAAUGGCGUCGGGUGAUUUUGGCUCCAAUGAUGCACAAAGUCCAGGCAGAGAUGAUCAUAUCAGGGGACGAAAACGUUUGGCGAGAAGAAUAUUAGACCGAGAAAUAGCAUCAGGGAACUUCGCUGCCCAGGUGAUAAAUCGGAAAACAAUGGCACAAGAAAUGUUACCAUCUUCGAAUGCUGAUACCAUAAUCAAUUAUGAUGACCCCGUUUAUUCAGGUCAAUUUUCGGAUGACGGCAACUUCUUCUUUGCCGUCACUAAGGAUUUCAAAGUCCGCAUGUAUGAUACAUCAAACCCUUAUAAGUGGCGGUACUACAAGACUGUAAACUACCCUUACGGGCAAUGGACCCUUACGGAUGCUUCACUAAGCCCUGACAACAAAUAUCUCGCUUACACUUCCAUACGUAGCACGGUUUGUCUCGCUCCGACAGAUCCAAAUGAUAUGGGUGAUCCUUAUAAUCUGGAGCUCGGUGAUCCUGGCACUGGUGUACGAGAUCCCAGGCUCGACCGGCGAGGGUCAUUUGGUAUUUGGUCAAUUCGAUUCUCUGGUGAUGGACGUGAGCUUGUUGCCGGAACUACAGGAGGUUCCAUUGUUGUAUAUGACAUAGAAAGUCGUCGUCCACUUCAUAGGAUUUUUGGGCAUGAAGAAGAUGUCAAUGCAGUAUGUUUUGCCGACAAGUCGUCGCCUCAUAUUCUUUACUCUGGAUCAGAUGACACAACCAUUAAGGUGUGGGAUACUAGGAGCAUGGGUGAUAGUCGAGAAGCGGGUGCAUUUAUUGGUCACAUUGAGGGAUUAACGUACCUCGAUAGCAAAGGAGACGGUCGCUAUAUCCUCAGCAAUGGUAAGGACCAGAGCAUGAAGCUAUGGGACUUGCGUAUGGUAAUGAGUUCAGCUCAGUUUUCCAACAUCAGGGCAAAUGGACGUCGACCCGGGACAAACUUUGAUUAUCGCUGGGGACGUUAUGAUGAAGACGAUUGGUACCACGAUAAAAAUGAUAAUUCUUUGGUCACAUUCAGAGGUCAUAGAGUAAUGCGGACGCUGAUUAGAUGUCAUUUUUCUCCGCCUGGAAGUACCAAUUCAAGAUAUGUCUAUUCUGGAAGCGAAGAUGGUAAAGUGUACAUAUGGAAUAUGGAUGCAACGCUUGCGGGCAAAAUCGAUGUCUUCCAGGCAACAAAAAAUACAAGGCCACCCCCACCUGGUCAAUGGCACGGGGGGUGGCAUGGAGGGUGGCAUGAUGACAUAGAUGAAAUAAAUAGUCCGAGGUGGAAAACAGUCGUAAGAGAUGCUAGUUGGCACCCCACUGCUCCCAUGAUCGCUGCAUCUGCGUGGAACGGUUAUGGUACUGAUCAGGGCACUGUCACCACCCAUUCUUGGAAUGAGGGUGCUGAAGACGAUGAAGCCGAGCCUAAAAUGGGAUUAAGGGUAAAUGCGAAGUUAGAACAUGAUCCUCGCCUUUACCCGGCCCAAUCAAGCCGCAACGAAAGAAUUCGACAUCUCAACAGUCUCUUGCCGAAUGCUGAUGAUGAGGAUGACGAUGACGACUAGGCCAUAUUCAGAGGGGAAUUCGCAAUUCGUAGUGCUAGGCGAUGUACAUCAAGUACUGAUUAGGUAUCGACGCAUUAGACUUUUUGCAAAAUUUUCCAGUAUUAUACAUCCUGCCAUCUUCGAAAGUUAUAACUAUUUUCAAUGUUAUCUAGUUGUGGAAAUGCUUCAAUGUUUGUAUGAAAACCACAUAAAAGCUGCAACAGUA
This is a messenger RNA of Botrytis cinerea B05.10, 2562 nucleotides long. RefSeq lists its product as hypothetical. Gene Ontology annotation, molecular function: protein binding. Bases 372 to 2357 code for a protein of 661 amino acids. Lineage: Eukaryota; Fungi; Ascomycota; Leotiomycetes; Helotiales; Sclerotiniaceae. Gene Ontology annotation, biological process: proteasome-mediated ubiquitin-dependent protein catabolic process. The record is from RefSeq and is a predicted model, not a curated record. Gene Ontology annotation, cellular component: Cul4-RING E3 ubiquitin ligase complex. The transcript is spliced from 7 exons.